Penicillium maclennaniae is the source of this 330-nucleotide messenger RNA. RefSeq lists its product as uncharacterized. The transcript is spliced from 2 exons. NCBI's taxonomy places the organism in Eukaryota, Fungi, Ascomycota, Eurotiomycetes, Eurotiales, Aspergillaceae. The record is from RefSeq and is a predicted model, not a curated record. The coding region runs from base 1 to 330 and encodes 109 amino acids.
AUGAAGUCUUUUAUUUAUAUCAUUGCUGCCAUCCUUCCGCUUGCUUCGCAGGUGGCUAUGGCCAGCCAUGUUGCUGAGCCCAGCGACUUUUCGCUCGAAGAAAGAGGAGGAGGAGGAGGAGGAGGAGGUGGUGGUGGUGGUGGAAAAGCAUGGGGGAAUGGACACGGUAAUGACCAUGAUCACCAGCGUCCCGAUGACUAUUGUAAAGUGCAGAAAACCUACUGGUAUCGCAAAUACCCGUGUGAUUCCAGCGAUGUUGUUCGCCAGUCCUACAUGGGCGACACCUUUGCUCCCAAACUGGUACAAGAACUCGAAGGGCUGGCGGGUUAA